Molecule: messenger RNA, 1754 nt
Organism: Hemibagrus wyckioides
Lineage: Eukaryota; Metazoa; Chordata; Actinopteri; Siluriformes; Bagridae
Gene: slc47a3
Product: solute carrier family 47 member 3
Exons: 16
Coding region: 48-1754 (568 amino acids)
Biological process (GO): xenobiotic detoxification by transmembrane export across the plasma membrane
Cellular component (GO): membrane
Molecular function (GO): antiporter activity; xenobiotic transmembrane transporter activity
Source: RefSeq, a predicted model, not a curated record
AAAAGCCAUCUCACUUAAACGUCAGGAUUUUCCAACAAGCUGGAAAGAUGGCUGAAAGUUUGCACAGCGGUUCCCUCAGGCGUAUUCGCAGUUUCAUACCGAUCGAGUUCAAAAAAGAACUGAAAGAUGUGUCAACUCUGGCAUUGCCUGUGUUUUUGUCCUACGUUAUGGUCUACUUGAUCAGUUUUGUCAGCGUUGUAUUUUGUGGACAUCUAGGAAGGACAAGCCUGGACGGAGUGACACUAGCUACAGCAAUUAUUAACGUGUCAGCUGUUUCCGUAGGAUAUGGAUUGGCUACAGCCGGUGCCACAUUAAUAUCUCAAGCGUUUGGAAGUGGGAACCUUAAGCGAGUUGGUGUAAUUCUGCAGAGGAUGUUUCUCAUCUUAAUGUUGGCCUGCUUCCCUUGCUGGGCCAUUUUAAUAAACACAGAGUCAUUACUGAUUGCUGUUAAACAGAACCCUGAGGUUGCCAGACUAUCUCAGCUAUAUGUGAAGAUUUACAUGGCUGCUCUUCCAGGAUUGUUUAUGUAUAUAGCUGAGGCAACAUAUCUGCAAAAUCAAGGUAUCAUGUGGCCAUUGGUCAUCUCUGGAGCUUUAGGCAAUGUGAUCAAUGCCUUGUGCAACUAUAUUUUCCUAUUUGUUUUGGAUCUUGGCAUUGCUGGAUCGGCAGCAGCCAAUGUUGCCUCAGAUUACGCUAUGGCUAUUAUACUGUUUGUCUACAUUGUGUAUAAAGGUCUUCAUAAGGACACCUGGCAUGGCUUCUCAAUGGAUUGUCUACAGGAAUGGGGUGAAUUUAUGCGGCUGGGCAUUCCAGGCAUGCUAAUGCUGUGUGCAGAGUGGUGGACCUAUGAGCUGGGUGCAUUUUUGGCAGGUUUGAUAAGUGAUGUGGAGCUGGGAGCCCAGUCAGUUACUUUUGCACUGGCAAAUAUUGCAUAUAUGUUUCCUGCAGGCUUUAGUGUGGCAGGCGGUGUGAGAGUGGGAAAUGCUCUGGGUGCUGGAAACACUGAACAAGCCAAGCUGUCUGCCAAGAUCGCUAUAGCCUGCGCAGUCUGCGUCUCAGUGUGCUUGGCAGUUAUCAUUGGCAGUAGCAAAGAUGUCAUUUCUUACAUCUUCUCAAAUGAUGAGCGGAUCAGAGAGCGAGUCAGCAGUGUAAUGGUGCUCUAUGCCCCUUUCCAUCUCUUUGAUGCAGCAGCAGCAGCUGGUUCGAAUAUUGUCCGAGCCCUAGGAAAGCAGGUGUAUGGGGCAGCUGGGAGCCUGGUUGGAUAUUAUGGCAUAGGCUUUCCUAUUGGAGUAUCUCUGAUGUUUGCUGCUAAAAUGGGCAUAUUUGGUACAAACACAACUUUUUCUGUAACCCACUCUCUCUUCUUGUAUAAGUUCUUGCUUCAUGCUUUAUGCUUCUCCUGUCUCAUAGGUCUUUGGAGUGGCCUGUUGAUUUGUGUGUUCCUGCAGUCCGUUUUCUUUAAUGUUUUCCUAAUAAAGCUAAACUGGGUGAAAGCCACAGAGGAGGCACAGAUAAGAGCUGGAAUUCAAUUGGACUGCACAGAUAAUGAUACAGUAGAGCAGGCUAACAACAUGGAUGUGACUGAUGAAGGUUCUAAUACUGACACUGAGAGGCUGGCGGAGAAUAUGACCAACUUGUCCACGAAGGAUCCAUUACCUUUAGGGGUCUUGGUUGCCUGCAGAAGCCUGACUCUAUUGGCUAUGUUCAUUAUUCUGGGUCUAGGGAUUGCCUUAAGUGUGAUUGUGAAGAGGUAG